AAAGGUGUCGGCGUCGGCGUCGUCAUGCUGCGCAUUGCGAUUUACGAUUAAACGCUUCCUCUCAAAUGACAUCGUCGUUUGUCCAUCCAUAAUCCUUGUUCAUCUUCAUCUCCAUUCUCCUCGACGAAGUUUGUCUUCUCCAGUGGCGGAUCGUCUGCUACAGUUUAGUCAGACGUUAGAGGUAAAGGGAACGAUGGGAGCUGUAACCGAAGAACAGGAAAAGCAUGAUGAUGAGAGGCCCAGGGCGUGCCCCAUCACAGAGUCCCAGUUCCUCUCCUGGAAGCGCCAGAAGGAUGCCGCUGCAUCUGCCAGAAAAGCUGAAGCAUCCAGGAAACGUGCAGAGGAUAUUGCGGCUGGAAUAAUCCAAAUGAAUGGCCGGGAGCUGUUUCGGCAUGAACCAUGGGUGUUUGAUAACUCACUUUACUGAGGUUGAUUUUCAGUCACUCAAAACUACUCAUGCCCUAGAGGCUUCUCCUGUGAAGUAUUAAUCCGCUCUUGUAUUGCAUUUCAGUUUCAGGCUUUCUAAUGUUUCUGUUGUUACCUUCUUUCUGGGUCCAUUUUCAUAUGUUACUGUCUUAGUGAAUACUGAUGUUACUUUAUGCUUAGAAUCUACUAAGUUUGAAAUAGGAAAAGGCUGGGCCGUCCUUGAGGGGUUAA
Prosopis cineraria is the source of this 657-nucleotide messenger RNA. RefSeq lists its product as uncharacterized. The coding region runs from base 194 to 427 and encodes 77 amino acids. Lineage: Eukaryota; Viridiplantae; Streptophyta; Magnoliopsida; Fabales; Fabaceae. The record is from RefSeq and is a predicted model, not a curated record. The transcript has 2 exons.